ACAUCACACUCCGGCCGCCAUGACACUAGAGGCAAACUAGAACGCACUGCCCUGUGCCCAUGGACGACAGGAGAGGACGGGGUUGAGAGGCGGAAUGGCCUCCUCGGUGGUCAGAGCCACGGUCCGGGCCGUGAGCAAGAGGAAGAUACAGGCCACCCGGGCCGCCCUUACUCUGACUCCGUCAGCUGUACAUAAGAUAAAACAGCUUCUUAAAGAUAAACCUGAUCAUGUAGGUGUGAAAGUUGGAGUCCGUACAAGGGGGUGUAAUGGACUUUCAUACACGUUAGACUAUACAAAAACAAAAGGCGACUCCGAUGAAGAAGUAGUUCAAGAUGGAGUCAGAGUGUUUAUUGAAAAGAAAGCACAGCUGACACUUCUAGGAACUGAAAUGGACUAUGUAGAAGACAAACUAUCCAGUGAAUUUGUUUUCAAUAAUCCAAACAUCAAAGGAACCUGUGGCUGUGGAGAAAGCUUUAACAUUUGAAAUCUCAGGACUAUUACCUUGGCUUUUAACACCAUGAAACACUUCUUCAUCAGUGUGACUUUCUAAAGCUGUCACAUUUCUUUCAGGUUUUUAGGCUAUGUAACGUGUGGCUGCAUUUCAAGGAAAAUAAAGCGAAUGCAUUUUGGAAAUGUAACCUGUGUGUUAAAUUUCAGCACUGGUGUAUUUAUGCAGUAAUUUGGGGUGAAUUGGGCUCUAGACAGUAAGAACAGCGAGGGGCAGUAGCACUUCUGUGUUUUCAUAUGUGAUGGGAAAUAAAUCUCAAUAUUUCUCCUUUUCUUGUCAUUUCCCUCUCCUUCACCCCUACCAGCCCCCCAAAAAGUGUUCUGUAAGAACACACUCCAUGUGCAUUCUGCUUUAAUUAGAAGAAAAUGGUAGGGCUGUAUAUAUAUGAAUAGGUUUCAGAAUUAACUUAUACUCAUUUAAAAAGAACACACACACAAAAGAAGGUAUGUAUCUGCCAGACGUUUCCAAUGUCUUCACCCCUUGAUGCUUUGAUUAUGGAUUUAGUGGUGAUCUGUUUGCAAAGAAAAAUUAAUAAGCUCUAAGAGGGAGGAAAUCCUGCCUUCUAGUGCGAAAAUUUUCAUAUGUUAUGUCAGCAACUGUGGCUACAUUUUGGAAUGGGCUAAUUCAAGUCUCCAAAGUUAUGCUCACCCUUUCAUUUUGAGUUAUCUUAGUGCCUAUAUAAAUGUUUGUGCUUGCUACAAGGAAAGGAAAUCUCUUUGUUGCAGCCACUAAGACAAGUAGUGUGGUGUUCCAGAAUAAUGCAACAUCUUCAACCAGUUGAAUGUUAAGGCAGAAUGUGCACAGGCCUCCUUUUCCCACAUCCCAUGUAGCUGUCUUUUCCCCCAGUUGACCAAGACAGCAAAAUUCCUAAACUGCUUCCAACCCAGUACAUGUAUGUAUUCCCCCUAUGCUGUCUGGUCACCCAACAAGGAAAUUAUUUUAUGAUGGUGGAAGGAAUUUUGUCACUUUCCUGUCGUCAUACUCACGACUUACUUUCUGUCACAGCUGAAACCUCAUUGGUAACUUGAGUAGAUGUUAGGUUUUCCCUGGUAAGGUUGACUCUAAAUUCUGCUCAACAGUUGUUUGAGAUGAAGGUAACUUUGUAAAAGGAAAAUUCCACUGUAGUUUAAAAAAACAGUUCAGAAUCUUUGACUUAUAUAAAAUCAAUGAAAUUAGCUUUUUAGUUAAACUGACACCAGGCAUUAAUUUAAGGGAAGACAAAACUUAUUGCUUGGAAGAAGCCAUUUGCUUUGAUAGAAAGAAACUAGUUUUAUCUCCCUCUCGCACAUUAAGAUCCUUCUGGCUACACACCAAUCUUCCCAACAUGUAUCAUUCUUCAGCACCUCCUCCCCAACUACUCAGGUAUCGGUAAAUAUCUCUCCAGGCUUUCUGGAAAGCCAGAGUAAUUUAAGUGGCCACGUAUGCACCAAGCCACUCACUUGUGCAGCUUGCAGGAGGAGUAGAGAGGGGAAGAAGCUAUUGUUACUAGAGUAGUUGAGCUGAAAGUUGGGGGGGAGGGGAGGAGAUGGAGGUGGAAGGGAGCUCACAAGGAAUACCUGAAUGCUGGCUUUAAAUAAGGAAGGAGUUGGAGUGGGGGAAGGAGAUGGAACUGAAUAAGGCAUAAAACCUGGAGAUUUACUAUCCAGGGGUGGAUUCAUUCUGGAGAGCUGUUUAUUGGUACUUGAGAGGGAGAACUGUGGACUGUUACCUGUUGAGGGAGUGGGAAUGCAGCUAGAACUGGUUGAGGGAGGAGGAGAUAAAUCUAUGGCAUCCUCCCUGCUGUAGUCAGCACAGCCCACAAGAAUAGAGGGUUGAAGCUUCCACGUGUAUUGCUUAAUUAAUAUUCAUACUUGAAUUUUAAUUAUUUUGUAAUGUAUGCAAUUUUGAUGUAAAAACACUGGAGUUUUCCUUUAUCAGCUGUCAUACACAAAUAGUUGCUUUAUUAUAUAUAGUAGUUAUAGAACAGUAACAAAGUAUAUAGGGAAACCAUGACAACAGGCUCAGUAGAUUUGAAUUUCUAAUGCCACAGUCCUCCAUUCCUGCCAAAAAAAAUCAAGUCUGUGUGGCAUUGUAGAGCUAAUGUCUAAAAUAGUCCCAAUGAUCGACUAAUUCUCUCAUUUGUAAAUCUAUUCCUUACAUUCUUUUUUUUUUUUUUUUUUUUAAUUUCCAGUUACAGGUGGUUGGUAAAAGUGCUAUCCCUGUAUUCACUCUAACUCUGUUCUUGAGGGCUUUUGCAUAUUCAUGGGUUCGUGUAUAUGCUCUGUUAGUGAAAGUUUAUACUUUCAUAUUUUGUGAAAUAGUCUCUGAAGAGAGUUGUCAUAUUUACUAAAGCACCUAACGCACAAUCUAUUAAAGUACAUUUAUGUAAAUGCUAGUAACUUAUGUAUGAAUAUAGUUUUGUUAAUCAGUCCAUCUAUAACGUGUGCAAUACUGUAUGUAGAGUUCUCAGCUGUAAUAAAUAACUGCCUGUUGAUAACAUUAAAUACUCUUGUUUUGCACAGCUGUAAAAAAUGAGCACUUCAGGCUCAUACAAGUAGCUCAGUUAUAGCAUAACACUGUAUGGCUUGUAAAAUGAUAUUCACUGAGGAAUAUUCACUUCAUGUUUUCAAAGUACUAAUAACAUUGGAAAAAUACAGUAGGUAUGUAAUAAGAAUGUCAGUUUUAAGUAUAAAAAUGAAAAUAUUUUGCUAGUCUGAGAAUAUACA
Messenger RNA from Emys orbicularis (European pond turtle), 3213 nucleotides. RefSeq names its product iron-sulfur cluster assembly 1 homolog, mitochondrial. Gene Ontology annotation, molecular function: 2 iron, 2 sulfur cluster binding. Gene Ontology annotation, biological process: iron-sulfur cluster assembly. The record is from RefSeq and is a predicted model, not a curated record. Gene Ontology annotation, cellular component: mitochondrion; cytoplasm. The transcript is spliced from 4 exons. NCBI's taxonomy places the organism in Eukaryota, Metazoa, Chordata, Testudines, Emydidae. Bases 95 to 484 code for a protein of 129 amino acids.